GCGCCAGCCAGGCCGCAGCCCCGCUCCCGCCGCCCGCCCCCGCUGGGCCGGCCCGCCCCUCGCUCCACGCCCGGCCUCCCGCGCGCCCUGUCAGACUGUGGCGGCCGCUGCAGCUCGGUGAGGCGACUGGCGCGCGCACCCACGUCUCUGCCGGCCCGCCGCCCGGUCCACUCCUCCUUCUUCUCAGCUGCCCGCUCACCCGCCGGCGGCGACAUGGCUCACGCGCCCGCUAGCUGCCCGAGCUUCAGGGGCUCCGGGGACGGCGAGAUGGGCAAGCCCAGGAAGGUGGCGCUCAUCACGGGCAUCACCGGCCAGGAUGGCUCAUACUUGGCAGAAUUCCUGCUGGAGAAAGGAUACGAGGUCCAUGGAAUUGUACGUCGAUCCAGUUCGUUUAAUACAGGUCGAAUUGAACAUUUAUAUAAAAAUCCACAGGCUCAUAUUGAAGGAAACAUGAAGUUGCACUAUGGUGACCUCACUGACAGCACCUGCCUGGUGAAAAUCAUCAAUGAAGUCAAGCCUACAGAGAUCUACAAUCUUGGUGCCCAGAGCCAUGUCAAGAUUUCCUUUGACUUAGCAGAGUACACUGCAGAUGUCGAUGGAGUUGGCACCUUGCGACUUCUGGAUGCAAUCAAAACUUGUGGCCUUAUAAAUUCUGUGAAGUUCUACCAGGCCUCGACAAGUGAACUGUAUGGAAAAGUGCAGGAAAUACCCCAGAAGGAGACCACACCUUUCUAUCCAAGGUCACCCUAUGGAGCAGCCAAACUCUAUGCCUAUUGGAUCGUGGUGAACUUUCGUGAGGCAUAUAAUCUCUUUGCAGUGAAUGGCAUUCUCUUCAAUCAUGAGAGCCCUAGAAGAGGAGCUAAUUUUGUUACUCGAAAAAUUAGCCGGUCAGUAGCUAAGAUUUACCUUGGACAACUGGAAUGUUUCAGUUUGGGAAAUCUGGACGCAAAACGAGACUGGGGCCAUGCCAAGGACUAUGUAGAGGCUAUGUGGCUGAUGUUGCAAAAUGAUGAGCCAGAGGACUUUGUCAUAGCUACUGGGGAAGUUCAUAGUGUCCGUGAAUUUGUUGAGAAAUCGUUCAUGCACAUCGGAAAAACCAUUGUGUGGGAAGGAAAGAAUGAAAACGAAGUGGGCAGAUGUAAAGAGACCGGCACAGUUCAUGUGACUGUGGAUCUGAAAUACUACCGACCAACUGAAGUGGACUUUCUGCAGGGAGACUGCUCCAAGGCGAAGCAGAAACUCAACUGGAAGCCCCGCGUUGCCUUUGAUGAGCUGGUGAAGGAGAUGGUGCAGGCUGACGUGGAGCUCAUGAGGACCAACCCCAAUGCCUGAGCACCUCUGCAGAGAUUCGAGAGGCAUGGCCUACCAUGCAGAGCAAGGGAACCAGAGUCCAGCCACUCCUGCGACCAUGGACCCUCGACCUCCUGUGUUGUCCCCACAGCUAAGAGCUGGGCCGCAGGUUUGUAGGCACCAGGACAGGACACUCCAGAGCUAAGGCUGCUUUUGCUUUUGUCAAAGGCCCCAAUGAAUGGUUUUGGGAAAUCAAGAAGUUUUAAUCACAUACUCAUUUUACUUGAAAUUAUGUCACUAGACAACUUAAAUUUUGAAGUCUUGAGAUUGUUUUUCUCUUUUCUUAUUAAAAGAUCUUUCUAUGAACCAUCACUAAAAGAGUUACUUGUGUAUGUAUUCUCCAGGUUAUAAUGUAGGUACUUUGUGGCCCCAAACAAAAUCCACAGCUGGGGGUGAAAUAUUCCUUGGUUCCUUUAGGAAAGCCCCUGUUGAGAAGACCCCUAGCCCACGCUGCCCUCGGCAGCGCACCUGGCUAAGUCUGUCCUUGGACAUACCUAUCCCCUGCUGAAUUGAAGCAUUCAUACCCUGUUGGUCUCUGCUGAUUUUAAUUAGAACCACUGAGCUCUCACCCUCUCAGAAAAAGGCUCAUGAAACAGGGGUUAAAAGAAGAGACUUGAUGGUAAGUAAAUAUUGUUGGAACAUUACAUGUGAAAGCCCCUGGGCUACCCUAACCUAAGCCUCUUCCAUGGUCUUUCGCACAAUAUUUAUUUCCAACCUCUUCCCAUCAGUACUAGGUCACUUUUUAAACUGAAUUUUGACUCAUUAAUUCAAUCCAGUGCCUAAUAUAUACCAGACAUUAUGCUGUUGCUUCAACCACAUCAACAUGAAUUAGAGGUUAUGAUAAAGAGACUCAGAACCCAGGCCCCAGCUUCACUGAGUUUAUCAUUUAGGUGUUAGAAUUAUGACCACAGCCUGCAUUCUUGAGCUGUGUACUGUGCAGCUACAGGUGACACUAAGUGUACAGAGCACCCCCAGAGAGCGAGCAAGAAUCUGCUUGCAGGUAUACACUCUUGCAUGAAAUAGUAUUUUGGCCUAGAACAAAUUAGGUCAGGACUCUUCUCCCCUCACUCCCCUUCCAAGCAAAAUAAAAUAAAACCUCAGCGAAUGGCAUUCCAAUCUUUGCACAUGCGAGAGACUGAGGGUGAACUAUUUCCGAAUGUCUUCACAGGCAGGUUUAUGAUCUGGGGGAGGACUGGGGCUCCAGGGCUGGUGCAGAGAGGGCUCUUUGUGGAGCUCUCUAUGCUGUGAGAGCAUGCUGGCUGGGGCAGCCUCAGCCCCCAUGGAGCAGAAGUAGGGCAGCCAGGCUGGCCCACCCAGUUCUCAGAAGCCACCCCAAGAAGAGCCUGCUGUUUCUAUUCCCAAAUGGGACGCUACUAAUUGGAAGCAGAUGGUCUCUGGGAGGUUGGGUUUGUAGGACUAGGAAGGCUGUGGGCCAUACACACAUGCACUAUCACAAAUGGGCAUGCAUUGUCACCCACUACCUAAAACACACAUCCACUCACAUAUACAGAUUCACUCACAAACGUGCUGUCUCACACACCAUCACACACAAAUUCCUGCAAACAUGCUCAGAAGUCUACUGUCCCAUCAUAUGUACUCCCAAGUGUCAUAGCUAAGCACAUGUUCCUUGGCCUUGAUGCACAAGCCUUCCUCUGACCACCUAAGUCCCUCAUUCAACACCCAGGAAAAGCCAUUCCAAAGACCUGCAGGCCUGCAGUAUUUAGUUCAAUGUUUUGUGGUUUUCUAGCCCAAAGCCAUAAUGAGCUCCUUAGGGUAGACCAGGAGAAAUCCUGGGCAGGAAGGUUUGUGUGACUCCAAUGAAGCUAAAUGGGCAUAAACAUAGAUUUCUGACAGAAGAAAUCUUUUAAAAGGCAACCUUGUCACUAUUCAUACCUUCUCAAUCACUGUUGGGGGCUCCUUUGGGUUCUUGAUUGUGUAUGUUUAAAAGGAGAAAAACAGCAUUUGCACUCCAGAAUUUAACUUUCUAUGCUGAAAGAAUUUCAUGUAGGUAUCUUCAAGACCUAAUAAAAGGGUUUCCUCCAUCUUA
This is a messenger RNA of Onychomys torridus (southern grasshopper mouse), 3397 nucleotides long. RefSeq names its product GDP-mannose 4,6-dehydratase (gene Gmds). The coding region runs from base 214 to 1332 and encodes 372 amino acids. The record is from RefSeq and is a predicted model, not a curated record. Gene Ontology annotation, molecular function: GDP-mannose 4,6-dehydratase activity. Gene Ontology annotation, biological process: GDP-mannose metabolic process. The transcript is spliced from 11 exons. NCBI's taxonomy places the organism in Eukaryota, Metazoa, Chordata, Mammalia, Rodentia, Cricetidae.